Colias croceus (clouded yellow) is the source of this 1192-nucleotide messenger RNA. RefSeq names its product cytochrome P450 4C1-like. Gene Ontology annotation, molecular function: iron ion binding; monooxygenase activity; heme binding. NCBI's taxonomy places the organism in Eukaryota, Metazoa, Arthropoda, Insecta, Lepidoptera, Pieridae. The coding region runs from base 120 to 1133 and encodes 337 amino acids. The record is from RefSeq and is a predicted model, not a curated record. The transcript has 7 exons.
UUAUAGUAUUGGAAGGCAAACGAGCAGAGUGCAGACGCAAUGGCCGAUGUUGAUGGCAAAGUGCGUCGCCCAUAGACGUCCAUAACAUACGUUAUGGGUGUUGCCUACCAUAGAGGGUAAUGGGAUGGGAUAAAAACGGUCUUAAGGAGAAAGGUGGAGCUAACCGUGAAUUAGAAACAGGUAUGGGCGUGACAUUAAAUUCCCAAGAAGACCGCAACAACACCUUUCUAACAGCAACCAAUGAAGCAAUACGAUACUGCUGCGAGCGAAUGUUCCAACCCUGGCUCCAACCGGAUUGGUUGUACAAAUUGUUUCCACAGCAUGAAAAACUGAUGCAAGCCAUCAAAAUCAUACACGACUUUACUGAUGAGGUAAUAGAAAAGAGGAAAAAUCUACAAAAAUGCCCAGAAAACGACAACCACACACUAGAUCAGCUACAAAACAGGGAAAUUACUUUCCUUGAUAUUCUAAUAAAUCAUGGAGGUAUUCACUGCUAUAGUAAUACUGAACUACGUGAAGAAGUAUUGACAUUUAUUGUCGCAGCUACCGACACAUCAGCUGUCUCCAUCUGUUUCACGCUUAAACUUCUUGCAAAAUAUCCAGAGAUACAACAGAGAGUAUACGAAGAAAUCUACUCAAUCUUUGGAGACUCAGAACGCCUAUUGGAAAAGGAUGAUCUUCCAAAGCUACAAUACUUGGAGAGAGUUAUAAAGGAGACUAUAAGAUUAUUCCCACCAGUGCCUUUCAUUAUAAGAACCGCAACUGAAGACUUUCCAUUGAAUAAAGACAUUACAAUACCCAAAGGAGCGGGAGUAACAGUGAGCAUGUAUGGUCUCCAUAGAAACCCCCAUGUCUGGGGUCUUGAUGCGGAAUGCUUUGAUCCCGACAGGUUCUUACCAGAACGGACAAAAGGAAUGCAUCCUUGCGCUUACAUACCGUUUAGUUAUGGACCAAGGAAUUGUCUAGGAUACCAAUACGCGAUGAUGUCUAUGAAGACAGCUCUAUCGACUAUCUUGCGCCGUUACCGUGUGAUUGGCGAACCAGAAAACAAUCCUGUGCCAAAGAUACGAGUGAAGUUCGAUAUUAUGAUGAAAGCUGUUGAUGGAUUUGAAGUUGCUUUAGAAUUACGAUGAAUUAAUGACACAUUGGGAUAGUUGAAAUUUCUGUUAGAAAUAAAUGUAUAUUGUCAUUG